UCUUCCCCAGGGCAGGUAACAGCUGCAGUGACAGCUGCCAUCGAUGCUGGGUACCGACACUUCGACUGUGCCUAUGUGUACCAGAAUGAGAAGGAAGUUGGGGAUGGGAUCCAGCAGAAAAUCAAGGAAGGUGUUGUGAAACGAGAGGACCUCUUCAUCGUCAGUAAGCUGUGGUGCACAUUUCAUGAGAAGUCUCUGGUGAAGGCAGCCUGCCAGAAGACUCUUGCUGCCCUGAAACUGGAUUACCUGGAUCUCUACCUUGUCCACUGGCCUUUUGGGUUCAAGGCAGGAGAGGACCUGUUCCCCACAGAUGACAAAGGCAUGGCUAUCCCCAGCAACACAGAUAUUCUACAGACGUGGGAGGCCAUGGAAGAGCUGGUGGAUGCUGGUCUGGUAAAAGCCAUUGGAAUCUCCAACUUCAACCGUGAUCAGACUGAAAGAAUCUUGAACAAGCCAGGCCUGAAACACAAGCCUGCAAACAACCAGAUUGAGUGUCAUCCAUACCUUGCCCAGGAGAAGCUGAUCAACUAUUGCCAGUCCAAAGGGAUCACUGUGACAGCAUACUGUCCCCUGGGACGCCCUGACGGAAGUAAGCCAGAUGCUCCUUCCCUUCUGGAUGACCCCAAGAUCAAAGAGAUUGCAGCCAGGCACAACAAAACCCCAGCACAGGUUCUCCUUCGCUUCCAGAUCCAGAGGAAUGUGAUUGUGAUUCCCAAGUCUGUCACACCACAGCGCAUCGUGGAGAACUUCAAGGUGUUUGACUUUGAGUUGACCAAAGAGGAGAUGACAACCCUGCUCAGCCUGGACAGAAACUGGAGGAUCUGCGAAAUGAUCACGUGCAAAAAUCACAAGGAGUACCCUUUCAAUGCAGAAUACUGAAGAUGAUUUUAUCCUGCCCUC
Messenger RNA from Acanthisitta chloris (rifleman), 900 nucleotides. RefSeq names its product aldo-keto reductase family 1, member B1 (aldose reductase) (gene AKR1B1). NCBI's taxonomy places the organism in Eukaryota, Metazoa, Chordata, Aves, Passeriformes, Acanthisittidae. Gene Ontology annotation, molecular function: aldose reductase (NADPH) activity. The annotation marks the transcript as partial. The record is from RefSeq and is a predicted model, not a curated record. The transcript has 9 exons. Gene Ontology annotation, cellular component: cytosol.